ACUUAAAAUACUUAAAUCAUAAAUUUAUAAAAAAAUGGUUUCCCCAAUUAUAUUAACAAUUUUUAUAGCCAUUAUAAUUUAUAUCGCAUUAAAAUGGUCAUUUGAAAAACCAAAAAAUUUUCCACCCGGUCCUCCAAGAAUACCGUUAUUUGGUGCUUAUCUAUUUUUAUUAGCCGUUAAUUAUCAAUUUUUACAUAAAGCUGCAUUAUUCUUUAGUAAAUUAUAUAAAUCAGAUACAAUUGGAUUGUAUUUAGGUGAAUAUAAAACAAUUAUUGCAAAUAGUCAAGAAGGUGUAAGACAAAUUUUAUUUAGAAAAGAUUUCGAUGGUAGACCAGAUAUAUAUGCUGGUAGAUUAAGAGAUCCACAUUUUAAUAGAAGAGGAAUAUUCUUUAAUGAUGGAAUAUUAUGGAAGGACCAAAGACGUUUCGUUUUACGAUACUUACGUGAUUUUGGUUUUGGUCGAAGAUUUGAUGAAUUAGAAGCAGUAAUGAACGAAGAAUUAACUGAUUUGGUAGAAUUAAUUCGAAAUGGUCCAAAAUAUCCUCAUGAAAAAGAAUUUGUUAGAGAUAAAUUACAAGCUUGUUGCCCAAAUUUUAUGAGCGCAUGUUCAACAAAUUCAUUUCUUUAUAUAAUGUGCAAUGAAAGAGUUCCACGUGAAGAACGUGAAAUUUGUAAUAAAUUAGUUAAAGAUGGUAUGAUUUUUCAAAGAGCUGGUGAUGAUUAUGGACGCUUGCUAAGUUUUUUGCCAUGGAUUAGACAUUUCUUUCCGUACAAAAGUGGAUACAGACAAUUAAGAGAUUCAACGAAAACUUUAUGGAAAUUCUUUAAAACAUAUGUAGAUAAAAAUUUGGAAACAUACAAUGAGGAUUAUGAUAGAAAUUUUAUGGAUAUGUACAUUAGAGAAAUGAAAAAAGCUGAAAAAGAAAAUGAAGUAGAUUCGACAUUUUUUUAUGACCAGUUUGUACUAAGUUUAGUGGAUUUUGCAUUCCCAGCGAUUACUGCUGUUGGAGUUCAAUUAUCUAUGCUCUUUCAAUGGUUCCUGCUAAGACCAGAAUUAUUAAAAAAUGUUCAAGAAGAGUUAGAUCGUGUUGUUGGUCGUGGAAGAUUAGCAUCUUUAGAUGACAGAAAAAAUUUAUCGUAUACAGAGGCAUGCCUUCGUGAAAUAUUGAGAAUCGAAACUUUAGUACCCUCAAGUGUUCCACAUAGAGCCUUAGUGGACACAGAAUUCCUCGGUUAUAAAAUUGAAAAGGAUACAAUAAUGGUACCUGGUUUAUAUGCUUUUCAUAUGGACGCCAGAUACUGGCAGGAUCCAGAAAUAUUUAAACCGGAAAGAUUUUUAGAUGAAAAUAACACAUUAUCAUUGAAAAAAGAUAUUAGUUUACCUUUUGGAGCCGGCAAAAGAUUGUGUGCUGGUGAAACGUUUGCUCGUAACAUGAUGUUUUUAAUAUUGUGCGCUAUCUGUCAAAACUUUAAUAUUGUAUUGGGACCUGGACAAGAAUUACCUGAUAUGAGUAAGAAUGUUAGUGGAAUAAUUCAAUCACCCCCAGAUUUUUGGAUUUAUUUUGAGAAUCGUUAA
Condylostylus longicornis is the source of this 1576-nucleotide messenger RNA. RefSeq names its product probable cytochrome P450 304a1. The record is from RefSeq and is a predicted model, not a curated record. Gene Ontology annotation, molecular function: monooxygenase activity; oxidoreductase activity, acting on paired donors, with incorporation or reduction of molecular oxygen; iron ion binding. Bases 35 to 1576 code for a protein of 513 amino acids. The transcript is spliced from 5 exons. NCBI's taxonomy places the organism in Eukaryota, Metazoa, Arthropoda, Insecta, Diptera, Dolichopodidae.